CAUUCAAGUGUCGGCAAAAUCGGGAUGCUAAAGUGUCUGUUGCCGUUGGUGAUUCAAAUAGUACUCAAUUGGCAAAACACAGAGGCAUUACCCGACAUCAUAAAAAUAGGUGGACUCUUUCAUCCCUCGGACGACCAUCAGGAGCUCGCCUUUCGUCAAGCUGUUGAGCGCAUCAAUGCCGACCGCUCCAUUUUGCCCCGUUCCAAACUUGUGGCCCAAAUAGAGCGCAUUUCACCGUUCGACAGCUUCCAUGCCGGCAAACGGGUUUGCGGCUUGCUCAACAUUGGCGUUGCUGCAAUUUUUGGACCACAAUCCUCACAUACCGCGAGUCAUGUGCAGAGCAUCUGUGACAACAUGGAGAUACCGCAUUUGGAGAAUCGCUGGGACUACCGCCUGAGACGAGAAAGUUGCCUGGUGAAUCUUUAUCCUCAUCCUAAUACACUCUCAAAGGCUUAUGUGGAUAUUGUACGGCAUUGGGGCUGGAAGACAUUCACCAUUAUCUACGAGAACAACGAUGGCAUUGUGCGAUUGCAGGAGCUGCUCAAAGCCCAUGGCAUGACACCAUUUCCCAUAACUGUGCGCCAGUUAAGUGAUAGCGGGGAUUAUCGUCCACUACUGAAGCAGAUUAAGAACUCAGCCGAGGCGCAUAUUGUGCUGGAUUGUUCCACGGAGCGUAUACACGAGGUGCUCAAGCAGGCUCAACAGAUUGGCAUGAUGAGUGAUUAUCACAGCUAUUUGGUUACAUCUCUGGAUCUGCACACUGUUAAUCUGGAGGAGUUUCGUUACGGUGGCACAAAUAUAACUGGCUUUCGUUUGAUUAACGAGAAAGUCGUUUCGGAUGUGGUGCGUCAGUGGAGCAUCGAUGAGAAGGGUAUGUUGCGGUCGGCUAAUCUCACCACUGUCCGGUCCGAAACGGCUUUGAUGUACGACGCAGUUCAUCUGUUUGCCAAGGCAUUGCAUGAUCUGGACACUUCACAGCAGAUCGAUAUUCAUCCGAUCAGUUGUGAUGGUCAAAGCACUUGGCAACAUGGUUUCAGUUUAAUUAACUACAUGAAAAUUGUGGAAAUGAAGGGACUGACCAAUGUUAUCAAGUUCGAUCAUCAAGGCUUUCGCACUGAUUUUAUGCUCGAUAUUGUGGAAUUAACACCUGGCGGCAUACGCAAAAUUGGCACCUGGAAUUCAACGCUACCCGAGGGCAUUAACUUUACCAGAACUUUCAGUCAGAAACAACAGGAAAUUGAGGCGAACUUGAAGAACAAAACAUUGGUGGUGACUACCAUAUUGAGCAAUCCCUACUGUAUGCGCAAGGAAUCGGCAGUUCCUCUCACUGGCAACGAUCAAUUCGAAGGUUAUGCCGUGGAUCUUAUACAUGAAAUAUCCAAAUCCUUGGGCUUUAAUUAUAAAAUACAACUGGUGCCCGAUGGCAGCUAUGGUAGCCUAAAUAAAAUGACUGGGGAGUGGAAUGGCAUGAUCAGAGAGCUUCUGGAACAACGCGCUGAUUUGGCCAUUGCCGAUCUCACAAUCACCUUUGAGCGAGAACAAGCUGUUGACUUUACCACACCAUUUAUGAACCUGGGCGUUUCUAUACUCUAUCGCAAACCAAUCAAACAGCCACCCAAUUUAUUCUCCUUCCUGUCGCCUUUGUCGCUGGAUGUUUGGAUUUACAUGGCCACAGCAUAUUUGGGUGUUUCCGUCUUGCUUUUCAUCUUGGCCAAAUUCACUCCCUAUGAGUGGCCUGCCUACACCGAUGCUCAUGGCGAAAAGGUCGAGAGUCAGUUUACAUUGCUCAACUGCAUGUGGUUUGCCAUCGGAUCCCUGAUGCAACAAGGCUGUGAUUUUCUGCCCAAGGCACUUUCCACCCGCAUGGUUGCUGGGAUUUGGUGGUUUUUUACGCUCAUCAUGAUCUCCUCGUACACCGCCAACUUGGCUGCCUUUUUGACUGUGGAGCGCAUGGAUUCGCCUAUUGAGAGUGCUGAGGAUUUGGCCAAGCAGACAAGAAUCAAGUAUGGUGCACUCAAAGGUGGCAGCACAGCGGCUUUCUUUAGGGACUCUAAGAUCUCGACAUAUCAGCGGAUGUGGUCCUUCAUGGAAUCGGCACGUCCAUCUGUAUUUACGGCCAGUAAUGGGGAAGGAGUUGAACGUGUUGCCAAGGGCAAAGGUUCCUACGCCUUCCUGAUGGAGUCCACAUCUAUUGAAUAUGUAACCGAGAGGAAUUGCGAAUUAACCCAAGUGGGCGGCAUGUUGGAUACCAAAAGCUAUGGAAUCGCCACACCGCCAAACUCUCCUUAUCGCACUGCAAUCAACAGUGUCAUACUCAAGUUGCAGGAAGAGGGCAAGUUGCACAUACUGAAAACCAAAUGGUGGAAGGAGAAACGCGGCGGUGGCAAGUGUCGUGUUGAAACAUCCAAGUCAUCAUCGGCGGCCAAUGAGCUGGGACUGGCCAAUGUGGGCGGUGUAUUUGUGGUGCUAAUGGGCGGCAUGGGCGUGGCCUGUGUCAUAGCCGUCUGUGAGUUUGUGUGGAAGUCACGCAAAGUCGCUGUCGAGGAGCGUCUUAGUGCUAUUUUAAAUGAAUGAGGAAAAUUGUAAACCCAGGACGAAUGGGUUUAAUAAUAGGUCGACAGUUUGGACCAGGAAUUCUAAAUGCAAUUGAGCAUAAAUCCCAAUAUGUGUAGUACAUAGCUACGUCAAGUAUUCUGGCGAUUGAGGAAAGCAUAAACAUAUAGUUGGAAUAUAGAACAAUUUGGGAAAGAUGCGGAAGAGACUAAGAGAAAUGGCGCCACCAAUGAAAAAUCGCACUACAUAAAAUACGUUUCAUUGAAAAAAACUUUUGAAAAGUAGCGAUAGUCACGAAAUUUAUAUACAAACACAACUUAUAAUAACCAUUAAUACUUACAUACAUAUAUAUACACAAAAGUUAUAUGAUAAACCAACUUUCGUACUAACAUUCUUAUAAAAACUUAGAAUACAAUUACGAAUUACAAUCGAAAUCGUAUGCAUUUAUAUUUAAAAAGCAUUUUUGGAAUUGUACUUUAGUCAUAAGUGUAGUUAAUUUAUACACAAACAUACAAACAUUUAAUACACGCAUUCAAACAUAUGCAUUGAGCGCGAUUAGAGCGCUUAAACUAUAACCUAAAACCAUGCUCAUGCAAAACUAAGUUAGUAUAUAGCCUAAACCUAAGUAAACUAUAUAACACAUAGGUUAGACUCCUCUCCUCUAUAAUUCCGAUCCCUUCCAUUUACUAGCUUUAAGUUUGUAAAAUGUAAUUACCUUACACGCAAUUUUGAUGAACAAUUUCAUAAAUAUAAUUAAUAAUUAAAUAAACGAA
Drosophila innubila is the source of this 3326-nucleotide messenger RNA. RefSeq names its product glutamate receptor ionotropic, kainate 2 (gene KaiR1D). The transcript has 12 exons. Gene Ontology annotation, molecular function: glutamate-gated receptor activity; transmitter-gated monoatomic ion channel activity involved in regulation of postsynaptic membrane potential. Gene Ontology annotation, biological process: modulation of chemical synaptic transmission; monoatomic ion transport; synaptic transmission, glutamatergic. Bases 25 to 2574 code for a protein of 849 amino acids. Gene Ontology annotation, cellular component: plasma membrane; postsynaptic membrane. NCBI's taxonomy places the organism in Eukaryota, Metazoa, Arthropoda, Insecta, Diptera, Drosophilidae. The record is from RefSeq and is a predicted model, not a curated record.